Messenger RNA from Neoarthrinium moseri, 2547 nucleotides. RefSeq lists its product as uncharacterized. Gene Ontology annotation, molecular function: oxidoreductase activity; protein binding. The transcript has a single exon. Bases 1 to 2547 code for a protein of 848 amino acids. The record is from RefSeq and is a predicted model, not a curated record. Lineage: Eukaryota; Fungi; Ascomycota; Sordariomycetes; Amphisphaeriales; Apiosporaceae. Gene Ontology annotation, cellular component: mitochondrion.
AUGACUUCCACAUCAGCAUCUGUUGUUAUUAUUGGUGCCGGGAUUGUUGGUACCAACAUUGCCGAUGAGCUGGUCUCACGCGGCUGGAACAACAUCACAGUCGUCGAACAGGGACCCUUGGGCAUGCCAGGAGGAUCAACUUCGCAUGCGCCAGGGUUGGUAUUCCAGACCAACGUCUCGAAGACUAUGACCCUAUUUGCACAAUAUACCGUGGAAAAGUUCUUGUCGUUGCAGAAAGAUGGAGAGAGUUGUUUCAACCAGGUUGGUGGCCUGGAAGUGGCCACCACACUUGAGCGGCUCGAGGAUCUGAAACGAAAACUUGGCUACGCCCAUUCUUGGGGGAUUGACGCCCAACUUGUCGGCCCUGAAGAGUGUCGCAAGCUUUACCCGUCUUUGAACCCCAGUUUGGUGCUUGGUGGGCUGCAUAUCCCUAGCGACGGCCUGGCCUUGGCAGCACGCGCGGUCCAGCUCCUCAUUGAGCGUACAACCCAGGCUGGGGUUCGCUACCUUGGUUCAACAGCAGUAACGGGCAUUGAGAAGGCUGAUGGCCGUGUGACAGGGGUGGUGACAUCAGACACAACAAUUCCUGCCGACAUUGUGAUAUCUUGCGCUGGCUUCUGGGGCGUCGAGAUUGGAGCUAUGGUCGGCCUCCCUGUCCCCUUGUUGCCAAUGGCACAUCAGUACGUUAAGACUACUGCUGUACCACACCACAAUGCAGAGGGGGCAACAGCGAAUGGAGAUGCACUGCCUAACGGAGAUGGAAAACUCAUGAACGGAAAUCUCCCCCCAAACUCAGCAAUACUCCCAAUCCUACGGUACCAGGACCAAGAUCUCUAUUACCGUGAACAUGGCGACCAAUACGGCAUUGGAUAUUACGGUCAUCGGCCAAUGCCGGUCAAUGCUGCCUCCCUGGGCAAGACUCCGGAGGACGUCAAUGAGCAUAAGAUGCCGUCGCGACUUGAUUUCACCAUGGAGGACUUCGACCCAGCUUGGAAGCUGUCACAAGAACUACUCCCAGUUCUGAAGAACUGCGAGAUAGCUGAUGGAUUUAACGGAAUCUUCUCAUUUACCCCUGAUGGUGGCCCACUAGUUGGACAAUCGCCGACUCUUGAUGGGUUUUAUGUGGCAGAGGCAGUAUGGGUGACGCACUCCGCUGGCGUAGCACGUGCUGUAGCUGAAGUCCUCACGACGGGCAAGUCGAACAUUGAUCUAGCGGAGUGCGAGAUAUCGCGAUUCGAGCAGGUCCAGCUGACCCCUGCCUACGUCAGCGAGACGUCCCAGCAGAACUUUGUCGAGGUAUACGACAUUUUGCACCCUCUACAACCACGGGAAUCUCCCCGCAACCUGCGCGUCUCUCCGUUCUAUGUUCGCCAUCGCGAACUUGGGGCUUUCUUUCUCGAGGCCGGCGGUUGGGAGAGACCACACUGGUUUGAGGAGAACGCCAAGCUACUCCAAGACCUGCCAUCUGAGUGGCAGCCUAUUGAGCGGGACGCCUGGUCAGCUAGGUACUACUCACCAAUUGCCGUGGCAGAGGCAUGGAAGACACGCACGGCAGUAGCCAUGUACGACAUGACUCCGCUUCGUCGACUUGAAAUAUCAGGACCAGGGGCGGUCGAUCUGCUAAAACGUUUAACCACUGGUAACGUCUCAAGGAAACCAGGCGCUGUAACAUACACGUUAUUGCUUAACGACUCUGGUGGCGUCCGCAGUGAUAUAACGGUUGCUAGAAUACAGGAAGACCUUUUCCAAGUUGGUGUGAACGGACCUGUCGAUACCGCCUACUUUACCCGAGAAGCUCGCCUGCAGAGUAAGCACUCCCCUGAUCGGCUUGUUCAAGUCCGCGACAUCACCGGCGCCACCUGUUGUAUUGGUCUCUGGGGCCCUCGCGCUCGCGACGUCAUCAGCAUGGUCAGUGAUGACGACUUUUCCAAUAAAGGGCUCUCCUAUUUCCGCGUUAAGAGAGCAAAUGUUGGUGGUGUCCCAGUCACGGCCAUGAGGCUGUCGUACGUUGGUGAGCUUGGAUGGGAACUCUAUGCCAGUGCUGAAAACGGACUGCGCUUGUGGGACGCUCUCUGGAAGGCGGGCCAAUCUCACGGUAUUAUUGCUGCUGGUCGUACCGCAUUCAACUCCCUACGGCUGGAGAAGGGUUUCCGAUCUUGGGGCACAGAUAUGACCACCGAGCAUGACCCAUACGAGGCUGGCCUCGACUUUGCUGUCAAGGCUGACAAAGAUGGAUUUGUUGGGAAGGCUUCACUCGAAGGCCGCUCCAAGGAAACAGCCGCCAAGAAGCUUCGUUGCCUUACGGUGAACGAUGGGAGCUCGGUGGUGCUUGGUAAGGAACCGGUGUUUUUCGACGGUAAGGCGCAGGGUUAUGUCACCAGUGCAGCAUUCGGGUACACUAUUGGUAAGCCUAUUGCGUAUGCCUACUUGCCUAGCGCAGUUUGUGAAGGAAGUGUUGUGGAAAUCGAGUAUUUUGGCCGAAAGAUCGCAGCUACAGUCACGGCGGAGCCAUUGUAUGACCCGCAAAUGAGCCGCCUACGGGGAUGA